AUGAAGAUAAUAGAGACGAUCGACGUGAAUGGGGAUGGAUACGUGGACUUGGAGGAGUUCGGGCAGUUGUACGGGACGUUGCUGGAGGAGAAGGGUGACAAGGAGGAGGAAUUGAGGGAGGCGUUCAACGUGUUUGACCAAAACGGUGAUGGCUACAUCGAGGUGGAGGAGCUGAGGGGGGUGUUACAGUCGCUAGGGUUGAAGCAGGGGGGCACGGUGGAGGACUGCAAGAGGAUGAUUAUGAAGGUGGAUGUAGAUGGGGAUGGGAGGGUGGACUACAAGGAGUUCAAGCAGAUGAUGGAAGGUGGUGGGUUGUCUGUCUUGAGUUGA
Molecule: messenger RNA, 330 nt
Organism: Thlaspi arvense
Lineage: Eukaryota; Viridiplantae; Streptophyta; Magnoliopsida; Brassicales; Brassicaceae
Source: the annotation of a GenBank genome assembly